AUUCUGGAUUCAAAAUUAUGAAUCAAAUUCUCAGACUCCUAUUUUUUUCCAAUCGAAAGUUUGCAUCCCAUAAGCACUGCUCAUUCUCGGAAAGCUUCCUUACACCGAUCGCUCGUUACAGUUUUCAUCUACCGCGAGGAUUCUAUAUUUUAUGAUCUGCACGAUGCUGGCAAGCUCUAGAAGCGACAUAGAUGUAAGAAUUGUUAUGAAAUUCUUUUUUUUCAUAGGAAACUAGGAAAAGAUUUCGAAAUUUUUAUCUGUGGAAUGAGCAUUCUCAAAGACGAAUGUCGUAUUUUGUAGCGCUUACUCCUACAAAAGACGGGAUCCCUUCGAUAACGAUGAUUUCUUUUCUUUUCUUUUCCAUUCAUUGUAGUGAUUCCUAACAUUCCAGUCAAUGCCCAAUGGGCACAGAAUGGAGUGGCCGUGGCUGGUGGUCACGGGAAUGGUGAUGCCACCAAUCAACUUCGGGGCCCUGAAGGUCUCUUCGUUGAUGAUGAUCAGACGGUAGUCAUUGCUGACUUGGACAAUCAUCGUAUCGUCCAAUGGAAAAUGGGUGAUACGAAUGGACAAGUGGUAGCUGGUGGUAAAGGCCGAGGAGAUCGAUUAGAUCAAUUGAAUGAACCAAGCGACGUGUUGAUCGACAGAGCGAUGAAUAAUAUCAUUAUUUGUGAUCAAAGAAAUCGACGAAUCGUACAAUGGUCUCGUCGUAGUAACACAACUGAAGGAGAGGUUCUCAUUGACAACAUCCAGUGUCGGGGAUUGACCAUGGAUAAUCAACGAUAUCUGUACAUCUCUGACACCGAAAAACAUGAAAUAAGACGAUAUCAAAUAGAAGACAAGAAUGAAACUAUCGUGGCUGGUGGCAAUGGUCAAGGUGGUGGUUUCAAUCAACUCAACUGGCCAUCAUACCUCUUUGUCGAUCAACAACAGUCUGUAUACGUGUCAGACCGUGAUAAUAGUCGUGUGAUAAAAUGGGAUAAUGGUGCAAAAGAAGGAAUCGUCGUCGCUGGAGGUCAAGGUCAAGGGGGCGCUCCGACACAAUUGAACUGGCCAAAGGGAGUGUUCGUCGAUGUCUUGGGUACCAUUUAUGUGGCAGACGACCGGAAUGAUCGGGUGAUGCGUUGGCCAAAAGGAGCAACACAGGGCAUCGUUAUUGCCGGUGGAAAUGGCGCAGGAGGAGGAGCAAAUCAGCUCAAGGAUCCACAAGGUUUGUCCUCUGAUCGAGAUGGCAAUCUCUAUGUUGCCGAGUGGGGAAAUAAUCGUGUUCAACGAUUUACUAUCCAAUAG
Rotaria sordida is the source of this 1287-nucleotide messenger RNA. The record is from the annotation of a GenBank genome assembly. Lineage: Eukaryota; Metazoa; Rotifera; Eurotatoria; Philodinida; Philodinidae.